AUGGCGGUAGACGAAGAGACGGCGGUGGCCGGGCUGGUCGGUGCCAAGGACAUCGAGGCGCUGGAGGCCGCCAUCGGGCAGGCCUCCUUCCUGGACAGCAAGCCGGGCGAGAGCCGACAGAAGCUGCGAGCGGCGCGCACGCGGCUGAAGAAGAUGAAGGCCGACGCGGAGGCUAAGCUGGCGGCGGCCGCCGCCAACAACGACCUGUCGCCGCACCGCAAGCAGCAGAAGUACGAUGCCGCCGAGUUUGAGGCUCUGGUCAGCAAGUACGAGAAGCUGAACUGGCGCAUCAUCAGCAAGCCUGGAGGCGCCACCGUCAAGCCGGAUGACUUCUACGUGCUGUAUGGCUACCACCAGCAGGCCACGCAGGGCAACAUCACCACGGAGCGGCCCAUGUGGGCUGAGAAGGGCGGGCUGGACUUUGAGGGGCGCGCCAAGUGGGAUGCCUGGGCCGCGCACAAGGGCAUGACGACGGAGAAGGCACGGCUGGAGUUUGUCAGAACCUACUACGAGUUUGGCCCCAAGUGCCUGUACACCGACGCGCGCACAGGCGACGACGGCAAGGCGGCGGGCGGCGCCGCCGCAGAGGCCAAGGAGCCCGCCGCCGCGGAGGCCAAGCCAGAGGCCAAGCCAGAGGCCAAGCCCUGA
Messenger RNA from Chlorella variabilis, 648 nucleotides. RefSeq lists its product as hypothetical. The coding region runs from base 1 to 648 and encodes 215 amino acids. NCBI's taxonomy places the organism in Eukaryota, Viridiplantae, Chlorophyta, Trebouxiophyceae, Chlorellales, Chlorellaceae. The record is from RefSeq and is a predicted model, not a curated record. Gene Ontology annotation, biological process: fatty acid metabolic process. Gene Ontology annotation, molecular function: fatty-acyl-CoA binding. The transcript is spliced from 6 exons.